Molecule: messenger RNA, 889 nt
Organism: Cygnus olor (mute swan)
Lineage: Eukaryota; Metazoa; Chordata; Aves; Anseriformes; Anatidae
Product: E3 ubiquitin-protein ligase Topors-like
Exons: 3
Coding region: 119-889 (256 amino acids)
Biological process (GO): protein monoubiquitination; protein polyubiquitination
Molecular function (GO): ubiquitin protein ligase activity
Source: RefSeq, a predicted model, not a curated record
GCCAGAGCACUGCCAGAGCGAGCGCUGCGGGGCGGGACGGCCCAUUGUGAUGGCUCCGAGCGAUGCACUGUGAGAGCCUGGAGCGACGGAUUGUGACUGCGUGGCCCUCGCUGCUCAUAUGCGGGCGCAGAGUCCCACCGCGCCGGCUAGUGCCCGCACUCCAGCUGAGCGUUUACGCGAGGUCUGGAGUGAGGAGCAAGGUUGGCCUUGGUGCUGGUGUCGUGCUCUGGGAGUUGCUGCAGCAGCUCUCAGUGCCCUUCCCAGAGCCAUCGGAGAUCCUUCCGCGGCCCUGCCUCGUUCGGGCCGUCGGGAGACCCAGGAGGAGCGCUCGCAGCAGCAGAGCGUGACACCUGCUGCUGCAGCGCCGGUGAGAGGGAGCGGCUCGUCAUCGCCAGUUCUCCCCAGCUCACCUCAGCAGGCGGAGAGCAUGGCCACGGUGCUGGACACCCGCUGUCCCAUCUGUCUGGACAGCUGGCUGAACCCCAGCUAUGUGAUGCCAUGCCUCCACCGCUUCUGCUUUGCCUGCAUCCGGCAGUGGGCUGAGAGCAAGCCCGAGUGCCCCCUGUGCAAGCAGAGGGUGCGCUCCAUUGUACAUUCAGUGACGGCAGACAACGGCUUUGAGGAGCUUGUCACUACACCGCCUGCAGGGACAUCAGUCAUGGCCCAGCAGCCAGGGAGAGCGCCUGGACACCAUGCCUUCCGACCACAGGCAGCUGGACCAGUGCAAAGGGAUCCUGAGGGAGACACGGAUAUACUGGAGAGAGUGCAGCAAAGGGCCACAGAGGUGGCAAAGGGCCUGGAGCACCUCUCCCGCAAAGAAGAGCUGGGAGAGCUGGAACUGUCCAGCCUGGAGAAGGGAAGGCUCAGGGAGGACCUCACCAGCGUGUAG